AUGAAUACAGAUGGUACAGGCAAUACACCUAUACCUAACCUAUUUACCCGGUGGGACCAGCAGAACCACCAUUUGGACCAGUAUGCCAAUCUGAAACCAAAACCCGGCCAGCCUGCGAUUGCGGCCGCCUCUGCCUCACUUCCUGUUCUAGCACCAGUUGUAACCUCUGAACCUGUUGCGGCUAGAGGAAUGACUGGGUCUGUCCCGCUCCCUCAGUAUUUUGGGGGCAACCCAGCUCAGUGCAAAGAAUUUAUAAAUCAGGUUAAAGGAUACCUUGAAAUGCUGCCCCAGGCAUUUCCUACAGACAGCGACAAA
Messenger RNA from Pelobates cultripes (western spadefoot toad), 315 nucleotides. NCBI's taxonomy places the organism in Eukaryota, Metazoa, Chordata, Amphibia, Anura, Pelobatidae. The record is from the annotation of a GenBank genome assembly.